Auanema sp. JU1783 is the source of this 2007-nucleotide messenger RNA. Lineage: Eukaryota; Metazoa; Nematoda; Chromadorea; Rhabditida; Rhabditidae. The record is from the annotation of a GenBank genome assembly.
AUGAAAGAUCUUGGAGUAUGCAGCGAAGGCGUUGAAGAGGCUAUUCGUUCUGAAGACUUCGAACAAGCUGCACAGCUUAUUCAUCGGUUUUUGACGUUGGAUAAAGCUGUGUUUCAACUCGGAGAAUCUUCAGACAAAGAAGCUGGACAGACUAUUCGACAUAGUUAUGAAGUUCUAUCCGCUGCUCGGACACGUCUAAAGGAGAUCCUCGAGAAAAGACUUGAUGAUGCCAUCGCAAGACACGAAAUCGCUGAAAUGCAACGGUACGUGAAGCUAUUUCCUCUCAUAAACGAACACGAAAGUGGACUGUCCCGCUUCGCGAUGUACUUUGGAGGUUUGAUUAGGAAACAAGGAGAAGAAAACAUCAAGAUAAUGAACUCUGGAGGUUCUGAUGACUCUCGUUUGAGUGUUCUCUAUGCGGAUACGCUCUUCUUAUUCCUAGAAAAUGUUGCUUCGCUCCUGGAAGUGAAUCAACCGUUGAUUGAGAAUGCGUAUGGAUCUGACAAGCUCUUGGAUUUCAUCAUCAUGCUUCAAAGAGAUAACGACCAUAUCAUUGAGAGUAUCCUGAACUCUUUCAACAAGAAGCGGCAGAUUGAUCGCUUCGCUCGCAGUGCUAGAAAGCUGUUGCGAGAGGGCAACAAGAAAAAUGAUAGAAUCAAUCCAUUGGAACUUGAUGCUCUACUUUCCGAGUUAUGCCUUAUGAACACUCAUGUUGAAAUGUAUUGGAGAUUCGUCAAACGUCGUCUUGGUGAGAAACCAGGAAACACCGAAGAUGAAUUUGUAAUGGUUGGAGAAGAUCAGGAUGUUGAUGAGAACACCAGAAGGAAGAUGGAACAAGACGCCAUCAUCAGAAAAGAAGAAAGACAGGCGAAAUUGGAUCAACUGUUGCACAGAAGUCUCGUUGGAACAAAGAUCCAAGAACUGUUAGGGCAGUAUAUUCUCCUGGAACAGUACUACAUGGAAGAGUCUGUGAGAAAAGCAAUUGAAAUAGAUGCUCGUGAGGAAGGCUACAUCAGCUCGGUUGUUGAAGAUGUCAUGUUCAUAGUGAGGAAGUGCGUGAGACGAGCUAUGACCAGUGGUUCUAUCGACUGUGUUUGUGCGGCUUUGAACAACGGCUGUGCACUUCUGGAAACAACCUACUUCGCGUAUUUGGAAGAUACCAUCAAGGCUGGUUACCCAUCCGGAGGUUUUGCUGCCGAAGCGUUCCAAACAGCACAAACAGCUUAUAACGUCAUCCAGCAUGGAAAAACGGUUGUUGAAGCCGGUCCUGAGGCACAACGGGAUGCUUUCAUCAUAGCCAUCAAUAACUCCAACCGUUCUGCAGAAUUGGUUCUACAGCUCAAAAGUGGCUUCGAGGCGGAUUGGUCUAAGAAAGAAAGAAACAGUGUUGAUGCUGGAAAACUGGAGCAUUCUUUGUCUCAAUUAGAUGAAGUCAAGAGAAAGAUGGCCAACUUGGCUCUUUCGGGUGUUUCGGUUCUCAGUGCGACUGCCUUCCGACCCAAAAUAAAAUCGAGCACUGAGGUGUAUAUGGACUUACCUCAUAUUCUGACCGAAGCUCAAUUCAGUGAGAAUGAAGGUGUUGAUCCUUUCGUCGAGAAUUUCAAUGCUUCAAUUGAUAAGCAACUGGCUUACUUUGAGCCAUUCUUGCAUAAAGAUAACUACCAAAAUUUACUGCUCGAAGUAUGUACAGAGAUUGCUCGACAGAUGGAGCGCGUGAUUCUCAAAUGUAAUUUCAAUAGAUUAGGAGGAUUACAACUCGAUAAAGAGUUCCGUCACUUGUCAGCUUAUCUGAGUGGAGUAGCCGGCUGGUCAGCGCGAGAGAAAACUGUUCGAUUAACUCAGAUCGUUUCUCUCUUGAACGUAGAGUCUGUGGAGGAAGCGAAGGAGCUCUUUGAAGCUGGUCGUGGAAGUAUAAUGGCUCGUUCACUCACUCCUGGGGAUGUUGAGAAAGUCCUUCUUCUGAGGGUCGACCUCUCUGCUGCCCAAAUCAAACAACUGAAUAUGUAA